AUGGAAACCAAGGACUUUAAUGGGGCAUCAGACCAAUGCGAUGAGGAAGUGGCAAGGCUGAGGGAACGGGAAAAGCUUCUGAAAAGUCAACUUCAAAAACAAGACCUCCUCCUACAAAGACUAAGACUUUUUAACCAAGCUAAAAACGAGGCAAAUACAAAAGUCGUCAAGAUCCUCGAAACAAACCACAAAGACUGUUCCCAACUCUACAUUUCUGGCUCAAAAGUCAGUGGUUUCUACAACAUCCAACCCCAUGUCUCCAUUAAUCCAAUUAGAGUGUACUGUGAUAUGAGUGACGGAGGUGGUUGGACUGUUAUGCAAAGAAGGGUCAAUGGAGCAGAAACAUUUAACAGAUCAUGGGUGGAUUAUAAGAAUGGAUUUGGAAACAUGGUUUCAGACCUUGGAGAAUUUUGGCUUGGGAAUCAGAACCUGCAUUCUAUCACUGCACAAGGCAAUUACACACUAAGGAUUUAUCUGGAAGACUUUGAUGGUAACCAACGCUAUGCUGACUACAACAACUUCAAAGUUGCAGAUGAAAAGGAUCACUACAGACUGACUUUCGGUGCAUAUACUGGAACAGCAGGAGAUGCUCUUUCUGGGAAUUACGAGGCUGGUGUGUCAGACUGGGCCAGUCAUCAGGGCGCGCCAUUCAGCACAUAUGACAAGGAUAAUGACAAGUACGAAGGAAAUUGUGCAGAGGAAGAUAAAGGCGGCUGGUGGUUCAACAAGUGCCACUCAGCCCAUCUCAAUGGCAGGUACUACGCAUAUGGGUACUACAGUGCAGUGACAGAUGAUGGUGUGGUGUGGUACACUUGGAGAGGAUGGUGGUAUUCCCUGAAAACCAGCAUCAUGAAACUUCGACCUGAUAACUUCAAAAUUGACCCUUUGGAUGACCCCAAUGUUGUUCGCAGAGAUCCCGCAACUUAA
Molecule: messenger RNA, 927 nt
Organism: Nerophis lumbriciformis (worm pipefish)
Lineage: Eukaryota; Metazoa; Chordata; Actinopteri; Syngnathiformes; Syngnathidae
Source: RefSeq, a predicted model, not a curated record